Molecule: messenger RNA, 2967 nt
Organism: Pseudogymnoascus verrucosus
Lineage: Eukaryota; Fungi; Ascomycota; Leotiomycetes; Thelebolales; Thelebolaceae
Exons: 2
Coding region: 523-2730 (735 amino acids)
Source: RefSeq, a predicted model, not a curated record
CCUGAAAAUAAGGACGGGAUAAACAGACCCCUGCGGCCGCCGCGUAGGAGCUGUAGAUUUCGAUUGACGCCGACGGCAACGACGACGAACGAACAGUUUUUUCUUGAUCUUUGAUCGCGCAGGAGAUUGUGUGUGUGUACUGCAUUGACGAACGGCGUGUUUUUGAGCGUUAGAAUUAACGGUGGAGCGAGAGAGUGUGUUGCGAUACGCCUUGCGAUACGCCUUGACGGGUACUACGAAUUUCCACGAAGCGACGACGCAUCUCCGGGUGCUGUGCGAGCUUUAACGACGAAGAAGCAUUGAUAGCGAGCGUUUGAUUGGGAUAAUUAUGCAUUGCUAGGGAUUGUGCUGUGAGCUUUUUGUACGACUUGAAUAUACGCGCUGUCGGCCUCAAUUGGGACGGCACUGACAUACUUGGGAUUGAGACUCGGAAGGAAAGGCCACUUGGGUAGAACCAGAAAGUGGAGGACAUUAUAAACUGCACAGAACCGCUCAGCUUGCGACAAAGUCAUACCAGCCAACAUGCCAGCACCAAACAACCAAGACGGGACCACACGCUACAGUCAAUCGCGACAAGCCCAACCCCUCCACAACCGCCUCGCCAGCAACGACUCCUCCGUGCAAAGCUAUCCCGCCUCCCAAGUAUCCCAAGCCCCGCGCUCAAGCCUGAACGGCAAAAUGCUCCUCGACGGCUACCACGGCGACAUCGUCAACAACUUCGAAGGCGCCCCUCCCAAAUUCAACCCCCGGAACCCGAACCGCACCAACAGCUCCCCCCUCCUCGACGCCAAUGACCCGAUACAAAUGCACCUCCUCGUCUCCACGGCGCUCGAGGACGCGACGGGCUACGCGAUCCUCGCGCCGGAGGAAGUGGAUAGUCUGCGCAAGCAAUGCAUCCGCCUAACGCAGCGUAUUGAGUCGACCCGGCAAAACCUCGCCGUACAGUCCAAAUACCGCGACGCAGCCAUCAACAUGGGAAAACUCUACUCCGACGGCGGCAGCGACGGCAAGCGUCGCAGCCGCGGCAGCCUCGGCCUCAAGCGAAACAGCCACACCGACCAGAGCCGAGAAGCUGAAGCCGAGCGCGCGGCGAGCGAGCGCCGCUGCGAGGAGCUGGCGCAGGAGCUGUGGGGGUUGGAGAAGAGGCUGAUUGAGCCGCAGACGGCACUGUUGCAGCAUACGGCGGGGAUAUUGCAGAUGACGCAUAGGACGGCGAAGAAGGGGGGUAGGGCGUCGCAGGGGGGGAUGCCGGGGAGUCCGGAGAGUAUGUAUACGUAUUCGAAUCCGGGGGGGAGUGUGGGGCCGGGGGAGGAUAUUUUUGAUGAGAGGAGCUUGUAUAGGUCGUUUGAUCGGUUGGAUGGUGAUGAGGGUGAUAGAGCGGUGGUGGAGGCGCCGGGUGGGAUGGGGGCGGAUGCGGAGGCGAAGCUGAGGGAGCUUUGGGAGAUGAUGCAUCCUGGCGCUCAAGAUGGAGAGGAUGAGGCGCCUGUGCAGAACUUUUCUCUGCUGGCUUUCUCCUCAAAGGUGCAGUCGCUGCACAGCCAGUCGGCAAUGCUGAAUGAUCAGAAAGAGGUGCUACAGCGUCAAAUCAAGCAGCAGCGCGAGCUAAACAACAAGUCCGACGAGACCAAAGACCGCGAGAUGGCCGAGAUGGAAACACAGCUAAAAUCCACCCAAGCCACCCUCGCCCAAGUCGAAGCGCAAGCCCAGAGUCUCGAAUCCAAGCUCGCAGAAGCGCUACACCAAACCUCCCGCUCCCAAGGCGAAGAUACCAUCGCCCUCCACUCCAACAUCGACAAUCUCCAAAACGAACUCGACACUCUCCAAAACCAGCUGGAAGACCACCAAAACAAGCUCGAAGACCUCCAAAACGAGCACGAAGAUCUCAAGUCAUCCCACGCCAUCGAUCUCGCUGAACUCAAAUCCUCCAACGCCGGGGACCUCGCCGACCUCAAAUCCUCCAACGCCAUCGACCUCGCCGACCUGCAAUCCCAGCUCACCAGCUCCCUAGAGCACAUCGCCGCCCUCAAACAGGCUAAAUCCACAGCAGAAGCACAUAUCGGUGAUCUCACCGCCGAUCUCGAGAAAGCGCGUAAAGCCGAGGCGCAAGUCGUCAGCCUGACCGCUGAUCUCGAGGAGGCGCGCAACGCCCAAUCUUCCCGCGCUGUCGACGAGGAUGAGCUCGACGCGAAGAACAUGGAGAUCGCCCGCCUCCAAACCGAAGUCACCAUCGCCCGCGCCGAGCUCGACGGCGCGUACGGCUCUCGCGCCCAGCGCGCCGCAGAAGUCGCUUCGAACCCGGCUAUACAGAAGGAGCUUGACGCGCUGCGACGCGAGCUGGGAGAGACGAUAGAGGAGUACGAGGUCCUCACCAAGGCGUCUAUCGAGGGGGAGCGCGAGCGCGAGUUGCUGGAGAAGGAAAUCGAUCGUCUACGUGAUGAGAGGGAGGCGUUGGAGGCGAAGUUGAGCGAUGAGAGGGUGCGCUGGAUGGGGAUGAAGAGUCCCGGACCGGAUGGCGCGGGGGGCCAGCUGGGGGUGGGGGCGGGGAAUACGAGUACGGCGGUUUUGAAGAAUGAGUUUAAGAAGAUGAUGAGGGAUACGAGGGCGGAGAAUGCGAAGGCGCUGAGGGCUGAGCAAGCGGAGAGAAGGAAGUUGGAAGAUGAGUUGCGUGCGCUGAAGAAAGCGCAGGGGCCGGGGAAGUCUAGUUUGAGCCAGAGUACGCUUGGGUCAUAGAUGGUCUGUCCCUGAGGAUCUGAGCAGGGGGGAUGCGUUUUAGCGCAGCGGGGUUGGAAACGAAUUAUGUGUAUAUCUCAAAAGUGGCAACGCGUUUUUUUCUGUUAGAAGAAGAAGGGGGGGAUUAGGGGGCGUAGAUGGAUGGGUACGAGGUAGAAGAUGUACGGCAUAUUAUUAACUGGGUGGGUGGGUUUGAGGAAAGGAGGUGGGCAUAGACGGGCGUUUUCGAUAGGGAGA